Messenger RNA from Clonostachys byssicola, 1431 nucleotides. Lineage: Eukaryota; Fungi; Ascomycota; Sordariomycetes; Hypocreales; Bionectriaceae. The record is from the annotation of a GenBank genome assembly.
AUGCGACCUAGGAUUGCCCACCUGCGCAAACUGUGCCAAGGCAAAUCAAGAAUGCCAGGGAUACGGUCUCCGUCUGUCCUGGCCGCGGCCUGGGGACAAGAGAAGAACGAUCCUGGUAGAAACCCCGUCAAGAAAUACACUUGCUGCAGAUCUCUUCCCACACAACCGGGGAGACUGGCCUUUUGUCAACAUGCACUCUUGGCACAUAUCGUCGUGGUUAAAUCUAGUGGAAGGGAGAACGGAGGCGCCAUAUCAAAGAGUAAACGAAGCACCAUUACCGAGGACCACGUCGCUCUCAUUGAUAGAGAAGAACGAGUCAACAUUGCUCCACUAUUCUCUGAAGAUAUACAGGAAGGCCACCGCUUUCUCUUAACUCCGCCUCUCGGAUCCUUACCGCGCCUUCUCCUCCAAAUUGGCCUCUCAGAUUUCUCAUUACCUUCGAGAGCAGUCUUUAACGGUAUUCUAGCACUCUCUUGUUUGCAUUUGUGGGGAGAUCAAUAUGCCUCAGUCUUUAAAGCAAGGGCAACCUCGCUCCUCCGAGCCUCGCUGAACCCUGAAAGUUCAAUCAAGGUUGCCGUAAGCAAUCUCGUCACUAGCAUGCUCCUAUAUCUUUACGAGACUGUCCACCCAUCUUCCUCACAUGCUUGGGCAGUGUAUUUAUGCGGAGUCAAAAGGAUCGCGCAGUCUAACAUCGUGACUAAGAGUGCUGGAUCUGCGCACCCCCAAAUCGUGUUUAACUGGGUAUACUAUCAUGAAACCAUUGCCCAGUUUGGGCAAUUGUAUUGGACACAGAAGCAUCCUUCACCCGUCUGUCGCGGAAAAUCAUCGAAGGAAUUGAGACAAGGCCCAGACGUGUCGGAAAUAGAUCCUGGUAUGAUUGGCUGCUCUAUUGAUAUAUUGGAGGGCAUGUCGACCAUUUUUGAUAUUGCCAUGCAGUCAGAUAUUCCGUCCUCUAAGCGACAAGAGCUCCUUGGCGUUGAAUCGCAACUGAGGCGCAUGAUCUCGGCUCUUCCUAAGCUCACAGAUGGUAAUGAAACCUCUUCUAGCUUGCAUGCGACCACUCAGCUUCACUGCAUCGCAGCAUUAAUCUAUAUGAAUCGCGCAACGCUGGGGUACGAUGGAACGGAGCCUUCACACCAAGCCCUCGUUGAGAAAGGUCUAGAAGUAUUGACCAACAUAGUCCCCUGCGAAACUCCCUGGGCUUUGUUUAUAAUAGCCUGCGAGGUCAGGUCAGAUCUGCCGCGAUUGCUCAUUCUCGAGGUCAUCUCGCGAUCGAAGAAAGAAUCUAGAACCGGACACCUAGAUGUAGUUAAGGGCCUGGUGGAAGCAGUUUGGAACUACGACGAUCUUGAUCCGGAUGCGAGGCUUGAUUAUAACAAGAAGUUGCUGAGAAUUGUUCGGGAAGCCCUAUGGAUGCCACCUUUUGUCUAG